Molecule: messenger RNA, 4090 nt
Organism: Carassius gibelio (silver crucian carp)
Lineage: Eukaryota; Metazoa; Chordata; Actinopteri; Cypriniformes; Cyprinidae
Exons: 12
Coding region: 1499-4090 (863 amino acids)
Molecular function (GO): protein binding
Source: RefSeq, a predicted model, not a curated record
AUAAUUUUAUUGUGUGCCCUGUCUCUGUAGUUUUCAUGUUCUGUUCCAGUGAAGUCCUGACUCAGGCCUUGAAAUAUAUCAACUGUAUUUUAUGUUAUUACACUUGAAGAGGCUCUGAGAAACGAAGGUUGAGGAUCCAAAUGCAGUAUUUAUUUUGAAAGGGUAAUCCAAAAAUGUAAUCCAUAUAACAGGCAAGCGUCAUACACAAACAAACAAUCCAAACAAUAACAGAUCAGGGCUGAGGCCAAGAGAGAAAUCCAAGGAAACAGGCAGAGAAUCAAGAGAACCAGGACACGGGAGAAACGGGAUAAAACACUAAACAAGAUUUGGCAGAGAAUGAAUGAGAAAACCAGGCUUAUAUAGUGUGAGCUAAACAGGAUAAUGAGACACAGGUGAAAGUGAUAAUGGAUGAUGGGCAAAGGAUUAUGGGGAAUGGAGUCUGUGGAGUUCCCUCUGAUGGUAAUCCCGGGCACUCUCACUGGUGACCUUUACAUUUAUAUUAUUAUGAGACGCAUGUGACCGUGCCAAAGGAGUAAUCUCCGGGAGAAUCCAACAGUGGCCCAAAUCAGAGUUUGACUGUGACCCUCAGCAACAUUUCUAGAAUGAUGUGUACAGUUAUUCAGAACCUGUAGUCAUGUUGAGCUGGGGUUAGGUGUGCGUGUGUGUGUGUGUGUGUGUGUGUGUGUGUGUGUUGGUUUUUGUGGUUUACAAGGACUUUUGACCUGAAUACGCACCAGCAUUACAGGGACAUUUGGGUUUAUGAGGACAGGGCCCAUGUCCUUAUAAUUCCGACAGUGUAGAUGCCUUUCUCUAUGUCCCAGAAGCUCCCUCUCAAAGUUUCGCGCCAUGUCCUAAUAUACCACAAAAAUCUGAAAUUUUACUAUACACUGUGUAUCCUCUGAGCUCGGUAGUGCGCCCCUGCAGCCCGGCCCCGGUACUGCAUCCGUGUCAUCGAAAAUUUGCAUAUUUUACACUUGUGUAAGUUUGGAGGCCGCUGAUUGGCUAGAUCGGCAUCGGAAGGCGGGAAAACAAAAUGGCGGCGGUGGGCGGGGCUACAUUCUGCCGCUAAUAGCGCCGUACAAGUAAGUUAAUGCAGUUUGGUAAUUAUUUAAACAUUUUUUGUAAUAAUUUAUCGAUUGUAUUUAAUUAUAUAAAUGCAUACUGAUCGUGCAAUUAAACAUGUUCCUUAAAUAUCAUCAUAUAAAGUAUGAAUGUGACAUCAAAGCUGUAAUUACUCGGUUUAAUAUCUGUAAAUUAAUGUAACGCUAUUAAUGUAACGUUUCAUAGAUGGUUAUUUAAAUAUAUAAUAAUUAUUAUUAUUAUAAUUAUAAAUCCCGUGUACACGUGCUUUAAUCAGCGAGGCAAGUGUGAUUGUUUGUAACUUCCUGUUUGGACCGGACACAAUCUGUGCACCUGAAGCGAAGACAUCUGUGGUGUGAAGCUGUUGGAAACAACUAUUAUAUGAAAGUUCUUAUUGUUAUUAAAGCAGACACAGAGGAUGGCUGAAGGUGUGAGGCGAAGGAGAAAGCUGAAGCCCGUGGAGGAGGCCAUACAGUUUUCACUUGAACAGAAAGACAAGAAUGGACUCGAGGGCAGGUUCAUCAGUCAUCUUAAAGGGAGGGGUGUGUUCAGCUGUACUGACUUUGAGAAAGGAGAUUUCCUGCUGGAAUACAGAGGAGACCUCAUCAGCAAAGAAGAAUGUGAGCGGAGGCAAAGAAUAUAUCACGAUGCACUUAAAGUUUUCAUGUUUGAGUUUCGCUACAAUGGAAAACUCCUCUGUGUCGAUGCAGCCCGAGAUGACGGUUCUCUUGGGCGGCUUGUAAACGAUGACCAUAUUAACCCAAACAGCAGGAUGAAGACGAUUCGUGUGGAUGGAAAACCUCACUUAUGUUUAUUUGCCACAAGGAGCAUCUGUCCUGGUGAAGAGAUCACAUAUGAUUAUGGUGAUUCUGAGUGGCCAUGGAGAUGCACGACUCUUAGUGUGGUUGAACCGUCCACUCUUGAAGUCAACACUCUGUCCCAGUCAGAAGACACAGACGUAGAGAAGACUCUUAGUGUGGUUGAACCGUCCACUCUUGAAGUCAACACUCUGUCCCAGUCAGAAGACACAGACGUAGAGAAGCUGAAAGUUGUCAGUGAUCAGUCAGUGUUGGACUCCAGUAUCUGUGCAGCCUCUGAAGGACUGGAAAAGGUGACUCUGAAGAAGGACCAGUUACUAUUGGAUGAUCAGGACUGUGUUGAGAAGAUGUCACCUGUCAAAGAGCAUGUGUUGAAUGAGGAGCAGAGCUUUUGUGCCCCAGUUGAAGGAGUUAAGGAGGUCUGCAGACAUGUUGUGGUCACUUCAGCAAUAUCAAGCAUGGAUAAAUGUGCUGAAUGUGUGGGACCUGUUGCAGCUCUCAAGUGGAUUGGCCUGAGAUGUAAAUUGUGCUCCAGUUUUUGGCAUAAGUCCUGCUAUCUGAAGCUUCAUGAAUGGGAUGGAAGACGGUCAUCGUGUGAAGUAAGUUCAGAGGAAGAUGAGCUGUCAGAUGAGGAUUACAUACCUCAGUCAGAGUCAGACCAUCAGUCAGACAGUUCAGAUGAGUUGACAACAAGACCAGCACGUUACGACCAAGCUAAACUCUUAGAUAUACAAGCAGCGUCAUCUAAGUUUAGUGAACAUCUGAGAUCAGAUGUAACUACCCUGAAUGUGUCUAAGGGCAAAGGAAAAGGAGUCCUGAAGGUCAUGGAAGCAGCAAGUGUGUAUGAUGAGUCUGAUUUAAUGUGUCAUGAGGAGCAGUUUACUGAUUUUGAGACAGACAGUGAAUCAGACUUUCCCAGAAAGCAAGACUCAGUGGUAUGCAGGUCAACAGAUGUGCUUAUGUCAUCACCUCAAUCACAAAAUAGUAAGCUUUUGAAUUCAAAAAGCACAGUAACAUUGAGAGAAGAGAGGGAACGCAGCAUGGCUGGAGGGGAUCAUUGUGUGCAGUCACCAAAAAUCUCCUGUUCAGCAAAUAGGAAGAAUUAUUGUUACAUCUGUGGGAAACCUCAGUCCAAGCUAGCGCGCCAUUUGAAAACUCAUAUGGCUGAAGUUGAAGUUGUUCAGGCUUUGUCACUCCCAGUACACUCAAAAGAACGUAAAGCAAUGCUGCAAAAGCUCAGGAACAAGGGCAACUUUCAGCAUAACACUGACGUUUUACAGUCUGGAGAGGGGGCUCUUAAAAUAAAACGAGCACCAAAAAGAAAGUGUGAUUCAAAGCAGUUUUUGCAUUGCAUGUACUGCAAAGGGUUGUUUGUACGGAGAGAUCUGUGGCGUCAUUUAAAAAGAUGUCCCUCAAAACCAGCAGCUGACAGUGAAGAGCAAGGGAGGAGGAGAGUCUUGGGCCUGGCAUCUAUGGCAGAGUCUUCAUUCAGUCAGCACAUAUCACAAGGAGUUUGGAAACUCUUAGGUGUGGUGAAGCAGGAUGACAUUUCCGCUGUGGUCAAAAAUGACCUGAGUAUUCUUCAGCUUGCACAGUCGUUUUUUAACAAACAUGGUCAUGACCCUACCAAAUUUGAGUAUAUUCGACAAAAACUCCGUGAAGUUGGAAGAUUGUUGCUGACUUUGCGUAGACAGUUUUCUGUGUACAGUCUUGAAGAAGCUCUGAAACCUGCCAAUUUUCAUAGACUUAUUCGAGCGGUUCAAAUGGUAUCUGGCUAUGAUGCUGAGAGCCACUGCUACCAAAGCCCAAGCCUUGCCCUGAAACUGGGGCAUUCGUUGAAUAAGAUUUGUGAAAUCAUUCAGUGCCGAGCACUGAUGUCUGAAGACAAGGAAUUGAUCUCAUCAACAGAGACCUUCAAAAAGCUCUACUCCUCAAAGUGGUCUGAGAUGAUCUCACACACUGCUUUGGUGACACUGAAUGAGGCCAAAUUUAACAAGCCAUCAACACUUCCCUUCACCCAGGAUGUCCAGUCUCUUCAUCAGCUCCUUGAGAAGACUGCACAUACUGCUUUUCAUAAACUACAAGAGACUGCAUCUCCUCAAAGCUAUGCAGAACUGGCCAAAGCAACACUCACCAGAAUCAUUGUUUUCAACCGCAGACGUGCAGGAGAGGUCUCUAAAAAGAAGAUGUAG